Molecule: messenger RNA, 4959 nt
Organism: Verticillium nonalfalfae
Lineage: Eukaryota; Fungi; Ascomycota; Sordariomycetes; Glomerellales; Plectosphaerellaceae
Exons: 3
Coding region: 1-4959 (1652 amino acids)
Biological process (GO): chromatin remodeling
Cellular component (GO): nucleus
Molecular function (GO): histone H3K36 demethylase activity; histone H3K9 demethylase activity
Source: RefSeq, a predicted model, not a curated record
AUGGAGAAGAUAGACCGUUAUGGAAUGCAGUCCGGCAUCGUCAAGAUUAUUCCGCCCGAGGAGUGGAAAAACUCUCUGCCCGAACUCGAUGACCUCGUCAAGCAGGUCCGUGUGCGAGAACCGAUCAAGCAAGAUAUCAUGGGCUCCGGCGGCACCUUCCGACAGGUCAAUAUUCUCCACCAGCGAUCCUACAACGUACCUCAGUGGCGCAAGCUGUGCGAGCAGAGCGAACACCAGCCGCCCGCCCGCAGGGGCGAGCGCCGCGCCAAUGCAGACAAGCCGAGGCCUGCGACUCGAACCCGAGCUGCUGCAUCGUCCGCGCCGAAACCUAGGGCAGCCCCUGCGAAGAAGCGCGGCGGCAAGCGCGGCGCCAAGAACAGCAGCAAACAGAAGAAGGAUGCCGACGAUGCCGAGACGGAAGAUCGACCUAUGACGCCCGUCUCCCCAAGAGGAGAUGCUGAAGAGGGCACAAUCAAGACGGAGGCUGUAGUAGACUCGGUCGAGACUGGGGAUGCCGAGGAGGAGGAAGAAGAAGCCACUCCUACCGUCGGCAGGAUGGGCCGUAUGGGUGGCGCGAGGCCCUCCAAGGGCGCCACGCAGUCCGUCUCGGCGCGCCGGAAGUAUAGCAAACGAGAGGGUUCUGCCAAGAUUGACGAGGAAGCCUUCAAGGAUUUCGACUACCGCAUGGACGUGUCCGACUACACGCCAGAGAGAUGCGAGGAGCUGGAGAGGGCAUACUGGAAGACUCUGACCUACGCGCCCCCUCUAUACGGUGCUGAUCUGAUGGGUACGCUAUUCGACGAAUCCACCGACACCUGGAACCUCAACAAACUCCCCAACCUGCUCGACGUCCUGGGCAGCAAGGUCCCGGGAGUUAACACAGCGUAUCUCUAUCUCGGCAUGUGGAAGGCCACUUUUGCCUGGCAUCUCGAGGAUGUCGACCUAUACAGCAUCAACUAUUUGCACUUUGGCGCGCCGAAGCAGUGGUACAGCAUCUCGCAGGCCGACGCCAAGCGAUUUGAGGCAGCCAUGAAGAACAUUUGGCCGACGGACGCCAAGGCCUGCGAUCAGUUCCUCCGCCAUAAGGGCUACCUCAUCUCACCACAGCAGCUGAAGCAGAACUACAACAUUACCGUCAACAAGUGCGUCUCCUAUCCUGGAGAGUUCGUCGUCACAUAUCCAUACGGCUACCAUUCGGGCUACAACCUCGGCUACAACUGCGCGGAGGCUGUCAACUUUGCUCUUGACUCCUGGCUUCCCAUGGGCAAGAUCGCCAAGCGGUGCCAGUGUCCCCAGGCGCAAGACAGUGUGUGGAUCGACGUAUACGACAUUGAACGCAAGCUGCGAGGCGAGGAGCUGGAGUACGAAGAGUACACUGAUGAUGAUGGCGAUGAAGAAGAGGAUGAGGACAUGGAGGAGCCUGAAUCCACCAAUGCACCAGGAUCUCGCGCUGUCAAGAUCAAGGCUCCGUCCCGCAAGCGCAAGCGUGACGCGAAGGACAAGGAUGAGAAGAAGGUGAAGAAAAUCAGGCUCCGAAUUAAGGCACGCGCCGAGCCGCCUUGCUGUCUUUGUCCCAACGACAUUGCCUCCGCCGAGCUCAUUCCUACCAACGACGGACGCAAGGCGCACCGCAUGUGCGCCCACUAUCUUCCCGAGACCUACAUCGAAACCAUUGACGACAAAGAGGUUGUCUGCAAUGUCGCUAAUGUCGCCAAGGACAGACUUGAUCUCAAGUGCCUCUUCUGUCGAUCCAAGCGCGGAGCCUGCUUCCAGUGUUCUCAAAAGAAGUGCGCGCGCGCGUACCAUGCUACUUGCGCUGCCGCAGCCGGUGUGUUUGUGGAGGAGGCCGAAGUCUCCGUCUGGGGUGAAGACGGCACAGAAUACAAGGAGCAAGCCUUCGAGUUCAGCUGUCGUUUCCAUCGCACCAAGAGAGACAAGAAGGUGGACGGCGACUCCUUGGAUGACGACGAGCGCAUCCUCAAUGCAGCCAAGGCUGUCAAGGAAGGCGAAAUUUGCCAGCUGCAGUACUUCAAGGGGGAGAUUUUCGCUGGCGUGGUUGUCGAAAAUCGCAAAGAUGAGCGUAUGCUGUUGGUGGAUAUUCUUCCCAAUGGUGCCCGCGUCGAGGUUGAGUGGAAGUGGCUCCUUGUGGCUGAUCCCUCCGACUACCAUCUUCCAAAGGCCUCUGCCAAAGCUAUCCCGAUGCCCACUUCGCAAAAGGCCAAGCAAGAGCUCAACGCCAAACGCGCCGUUGACGAGGUGCCAAGGAAAGAUGAUACCUUUGUGGACGGCGGCUUCACCUGGGCUGAAUUUCACACUUGCGAGCCUUUUCACAACAAGGAUCAGGUUAAAGCUGACCUCAACAAAGAUAUGCAGCUGUGGUACUACCUUGGCAAGACGUCGACCGAGGCCAAGGCGCAGUAUACGGAGAGCCCUACGCUGCAGCGACACAACCCGCGCAGCAACUACCUUGACACACUGCCAAAGCCCGCGAAGCCUCCCAAGCCUGUAUCGGUCACGCAGCGUCGGCCGUCGCAAGUGCCUCAACGACCUUCAAUUCCUGGUCCCCCCCGCCCGUCGCCGCUUUCGACUUCCUCGGUGCCGGUACCCGUGCAGGGCUCGGCGCAAGGUCCGGCGCAAGGCCCGAUGUCAAUGCCCUCUCUGCCUAAUGCAGUCGCCGUUGAGAAGCCAUACGUGUACAAGCCGCGCAAGCCCAUCGACGGUGUUUGGUUCAAGACGCAACAGUUCACAACUCAACAGUUUGCUCCUAAAAUGAGUAACUCGCCGUCUCCUGCGCCCAACGGCCACCAGUCGGGCUAUGGCUUUGACUCUCGGUUCGCUGGCCAACAGCACGCUCAGACAAGCCAGUAUUCACAGCAUCGCUUCAUUCCCUCUUAUGCUCCUGCCUAUAACCCGCAGACCGCCGCCUAUGGUGCGCAACGAAAUGCACCACCGAACUAUGGACAACCGCAGCAGCAGCAGCAGCAGCAACGAACCUGGUCGACGCCUUCUUCAAUGAACCAGCCAUCACCGUAUCAAUCUGGCCAACACACUAGCCAGCAACGCAGUCAGGAGGGCAAACAGGGCACAUCAUACACAGACAGCAACCGAACGCUCCAGGUGCACCAGUAUCAGCCCGUGAUUCAGCAGUCAAGCACUCCGUCACAGCCAGCGCAUGUCUCUCCGGCGCAAUAUGCAGCCACGCAACAAAUUGCGAUCAACUCGCAGGAACAAUCGCAACAAAAAAGUCAGCCUUUUAACCAAGCCCAGCAGCAGGUGCAGGUACAGCAUCUGCAGCAGUCGGGAGCCAGCUUCACAGCUGGCCAGGCUCAAACGGAACCCGGUCGAUACCACACUCCGUACAAUCCAACUCAGGACAGUGGUCUUGCCACAGUGCAACAGCCGAGCCGGCCACCUUCCAAUCCAUCUGAUCACAACGGCCGUUCCAACACCACUGUGCCUGCCGUAGCGACGAACAACAACCCAUUUUCUUCACCCAACAAUCCAGCUCUUCGUGCCCAAUCGCAAAACGUUCAGUAUCCCGUCUCUUCUGGUCCAGCAGCAGGGCCCUCUCAGGCGUACGCCCCGCACGGAGCUGCCCAGUCUCAUCCUCAACCAUCUAUUCUUCAACAUUACCACCAGCAAUACCUCGCAUUAGGACCCUCGCAACUUGGAGAAAAUGCGCAGCAGAGUCAUCUGAACAGGCCUGGCGUCGUUGGUCACAACAGUGCGAGCAAAGCUGUCCAACCACAGACACAAUUCUUGCACGCGCAUGCAUCAAGCACUGGCUUACCCUCGAACCAGACAAACCAAAUUACCACAAGCGCUGCAGCCCCCUUGGCAAACCCUCCCUCGACGGGCACACACUCAGCGACGCCUCGGCCGGAGCUGAGCUCAACGUCAGCUCCGGUGGGGGUGCCGCCUCACGUAACCGGCUUCGCUUCGUCGACGACACCGGCGCCGAUGCCAAGCCCGGCCGCUGUAUAUAACGGCACCGGAGCUUCCUCUGAAAUUACGCAAUACAGUCAACAGGCUGCCUUGAAUCCCACUCCCCAGCCUUCCUCCAAUCAAGAAUCUGCAUCUGAGAUGAAGCCUUCGAAGCCACAAGCACCGAAGGUGCAGUAUAAGAUUCCCGAGAAGGUGACUCCUGUGCCGCUGCCAGCCAUGUAUCGAGCCGCGCGCGGCAAGACGGCUCCGGCACCAACACCGGCACCAGGACCGACAAAGGCAGCGCCCCAGGCCCAGCCUCAGACACCAGAGGUCGCCAGGACACCUACAAGUGCAUUGCCUUCUCCUACGCCCAGUGGUGCUGUGGGUUCCAUCAACUCUGCACAAUCGCCAAAUGCACAGAGCAAGACGGCUCGAAUUUCGGAGACGCCUGUACCUCUUCCUCAUCAGAAAGCAGCCACCUCGACACCACGAACGAAAGCCAGCGGAGCAAUGUUCGGCCACGCUUCUACCACUUCACCCACCAAGGUCAUGGUUUCGACUCCCGAAUCGACCCCCGCGCAGCCUUUGGUACCAUCGCAAACUAGCACGAGCACCGAUUCGGUAUCUGUUGCGGCUCAACAAGCCUCGGUAGCCCAUACACAGGAUGCUGCUCCGUCCGGGCCACCCUCUCAACCGUCGCAGGUAUCCAACAGAGCUGCCGUCGAGACUCCGGUGCCUUUGCCGAGACUUCCUGGCAAGGUGACGCCGGUGCCGCUGCCUCCCCAGGCUUUGCAGGUUCUCUCAGCCGGCCAUCCUGUGUCGAAGCCCUCGGGACACACAGGCGAGGCAAUCUCGGAAACGCCGAUACUGCCGCCGAUCAGGGCGCCCAUGGCAACAACGCAAACCUCGCCAGAGGUUGACGAUAUGGACAGGGUGGGUUUUCCGGAGGUGCCCCACGAUUCGAUGGCGUUGGUGGAGCAGAUGAUGCAAAACCUUCGACGUGCGAGCAUCAGACAUACUCACACGAACUAG